This is a messenger RNA of Pocillopora damicornis (cauliflower coral), 3010 nucleotides long. RefSeq names its product gamma-aminobutyric acid receptor subunit beta-4. Gene Ontology annotation, cellular component: membrane. NCBI's taxonomy places the organism in Eukaryota, Metazoa, Cnidaria, Anthozoa, Scleractinia, Pocilloporidae. Gene Ontology annotation, biological process: monoatomic ion transmembrane transport. Gene Ontology annotation, molecular function: transmembrane signaling receptor activity; extracellular ligand-gated monoatomic ion channel activity. The record is from RefSeq and is a predicted model, not a curated record.
CUACGAAAAACAAAGACCGGAACAAUGAAACAUCGAAGUAGCUUCACUUUAAAAUUUAUAUUCCUUGGAUUUCUUUGCAUCGAAAGCGCCAGUGCAAGUAACAAGACUGUUUCUCAAAUUCUCGACAAACUAUUGAUGAAGGGGCACUAUGAUUUGAGGCUAAGACCCAAUUAUGAUGAAUUGGACACCGUCAUACCUCAUGAAAAUAUUCAUGAUGAAGAGAGAAUAGUUUUUCGUCUUGUCACGAGCGACUUCUCAUUGGACAUCUUUUUUCGUCAAGCCUGGAGAGAUGAGCGUCUCGAUCAUGGCCUCAACAAAACCAUGUUUCUUAGUAAUUUUGUGUUGGACCGCAUCUGGAUGCCAGAUACUUACUUUGUGAACGCAAAACACGGAUCGUUCCACAAAGUGACGAAAGAAAAUGUAAUGAUUAUGAUCAUGCCUGGAGGAAUUGUACACUACAAUGCCAGAAUCACAAUUAAAGCAGCCUGCCCUAUGGAUCUAAGAAAGUUUCCGAUGGACACUCAACACUGUCCUUUGACAAUUGAGAGUUACGGUUACAGUGCUGACCACAUCAGAUUUAGAUGGGAACAGGACCUCACUGAUGGGAUGUCAUUUGUUCCCGCCAAAUUGAAAAUGUUGCCCCAAUACAAUUUAGUCGAGCUGAGCUUGACAAAGGAUUUUAACAAAUACGUUGUUGGAAACUGGUCCUUCAUAAAGGCGAUAUUUACAUUUCAACGAAUGUCCAGUUAUUUCUUCGUCCACGUGUAUGCACCAUGUGCAUUGAUCGUUAUCAUUUCUUGGAUCUCUUUUGUGCUGCCACGCACUUCUCCUCCUGCGCGUGUCACCCUGGGAGUUACUGCUGUCCUUACUGAAGUUACCAUCCUAAAUAUGCUCAACAACUCUAUGCCAAAGGUAAACUAUACAAAAACCAUCGACAAGUACCUCAUCGGGUGUUUUCUGUUCGUGUUUGCCUCAUUGGGAGAGUAUUCAAUUGUGUUAUUUUUGGCAUCCAGAAUGAAAAAAUAUCAGAAAAUUCAAGAGUUAGAAAAGAGUAACCACAAACCCAAUAACAAAGACGCCUCUGAUGAUAACAAGGAAUGGAGAAACGGAGACGGGGUUAUAAACCGAAGAGGCAAUCCAGACAAGAUAUGCAGCACACAGUUAGAAAUGAUGGAAUUCGCAAAAAUGGAGCAAGAACUGAUGAUAAAUGAUCAUCAUGAGGUUAAAGCUGCGCGAAGCAAAUGGCUGAGCCUCACGAAUUGGAAGAACCGUUUGUACACAGAGCAAGCUGUUUUAGCUGUCGAUGAACUGUCUUUGAUAGUGUUUCCCAUCAGCUUUGGCAUAUUUAACACCGUUUAUUGGAUGGCUGUAGCACGCGAUAUGUAACUGCAGGUCAGUUUAAAGUAAACAUUAAUUAUGAGCGCAGCUCACACGCAGGAGUUCCUUUUCGGCAAAGGUUUAACGAGCCGUUUGUCCAAAAGUUUUUUUUCCAUACGUUUCUUAGGUUUUAACGCACGCGAUUACAAUUUAUGCCAAGUUCGGCACAUGAUGAAUUCGGCGUCUCAAUCAAAGCCUUUACAAAGUUACAAUUUCAGAUCAAGCGGGGCGAGAAGAACGGUUAGGCUGUUCCAAAUUGAAAAAGCAUUUGUUAGUGAUUCAAACGCGGAACUAAGCAUGUACUUACAUGAGGAAAAUGCUCUAGAAAUCAUCUUUAGGUAAUGUUUAUUUCCACUGUGACGCUAGUUGUAAAAUAUAUACUACUUCUUCCGUUGUGGGAUUCCAACGAGUAACAUAACCGUUCGAAGAUUGUAUCACUGUUUCAUCAUGAUUACAAACGCCGUCAUUUUGAAAACGACUCAAUAACCUGGCCGUAUACAAAAAACGAAAACAGCCAGUGCUCUGGACAUCACAAACCAAAGACAAACGAAUACGCCAAUAAAAUAAUCAUUUUAUACAGGAAUGUAUCAUUGGAAAGCUCCUGAUAAUUCCAGAAAGAUCGCAAAACAUAGCAAAAAGACGAGUAAAAUCACGCACCUCUAAGGUCAGCGGCCAGGUUGCUAAGUAAAACUCAAAAUGGCGACGUUCGUUGUCGAAAUGUUUAUAGCAUUCAGUUUGAAGACAAUUUUUGAAACGUUAGGUUACGGUUUGGAAUCUUAAAUAGCAGUCUGUGCCAGACUAACGAUUUAAGUCUGGCUUCGAAAACAGUCUUAAAAGAUAUAAAGCGACAACAUAAUCAUGCAUGGACUAAAGUGCUACGUGCACAAUUAAGUUUCUAACCGAGAUAUGAACCCUAAGAUUUAUCAAAUACUUUGUUGGGAGUUGGUCUGGAGCAAACAGUACAUGAAUUAGAGUGACCAAAGUUUCUGGAGAGUUAAAUUUAUCAGUGUCUGUAUCAGAGAGACUUUUUCAUCAUUUGAAAGGAGAGUGCCAUAGAGUGAGUCUUGCUGAGACCUUCCUCGAUAAAGAAUUGACUUUCAAUUACACUUUAGGUGAUUCCUCAGUAUUGCAUUGCGUAUCCUUCACUGUGCAUAAAAUCACGUAAUCAGGCGAAUAAGCGCUCGCGCAUUCCGAGAACACGGUAUUGUCUUUCAAAUUAUGUAUGAAAUUGUUCCUUACGCUCCAGACUUUCUACCUAUCAAGUUUUUUCAAGUAUUACUCUAAAAACUCUUGCUUCCAUCUACUGCACAAUGUACCGUUAACCGAUGACAUGACGCGCAUGAUUAGUGCCAUUACAUGCAUAAACGGGGUAAGUUUGGCCCAUCAUAUCUCUUAAACAAACACAGUGACCUAUCUUUUUAUCAAAUUUUUCGAAACAUACAUUUGUAGGGAACAAUUAUAGAUGGUAAAAGGAAAGUUGAACGAAAUUGUUCGACAACUUUUUUUUCUGAGGGAACCAUUUAACUGUAAAUUAUAUAAUAUAAGGUAUAGUAUCAAAUUGUAAACACAAUUUAUUUUGCAUGGAAAUGAUAUUUGUCCAAGAUAAAGAGAAUAAUAAAUGCUUUGGUUGGAA